Messenger RNA from Danio rerio (zebrafish), 1648 nucleotides. It is a transcript of the gene tfpi2, whose product is annotated as tissue factor pathway inhibitor 2. Lineage: Eukaryota; Metazoa; Chordata; Actinopteri; Cypriniformes; Danionidae. Gene Ontology annotation, molecular function: endopeptidase inhibitor activity; serine-type endopeptidase inhibitor activity; peptidase inhibitor activity. Gene Ontology annotation, cellular component: extracellular region. The record is from RefSeq and is marked provisional.
CAACAUAACAUUAACAUAUCAGACUUACACGCGAUCUCACGACCCCAAGUCCAUCACAAUGGCGUGUGAUUUACUCGGAGCUCUGUUGCUUUUCAUUUCUGUGCUAGAAAGCGCCGUCGGACUGACGUUACAACCUAAAGAAGUUUGUCUGUUGCAAAUUGAAGAAGGGACGUGUAAUGACGACAUUCAGCGGUUUUACUACAAUACAAUCAGCCAGCAGUGUGAAGAGUUCAGCUACAGCGGCUGUGGAGGAAACCAAAACAACUUCAGGUCUUUCGUGGAAUGUCAGAAAACAUGCUUCAGGAUACCAAAAAUCCCCCAGAUCUGUCGUUUUCAAAAGAAAGAGGGGCCCUGCCGUGGCCUCUUCAGCCGUUAUUUCUUCAAUAUGACCUCCAUGCAGUGUGAACCAUUCACUUAUGGUGGCUGCCAAGGGAAUGAGAACAAUUUUCGAAACCCAGAGGAAUGCAUAGAAUAUUGCAAACCUCCGAAAACGAUCCCUGUGAUUUGCCUGGAUAAUUUGGAUAAAGGAAGAUGCUCAGCAUCCAUACCAAGGUAUUAUUACAACUCUGCCACAAAGACAUGCGAGGAGUUCAUGUACACCGGAUGCGGAGGAAGCAACAAUAACUUCAUCUCCAAGCAAAGCUGCGUCGACGUUUGUGGGAGCAAACGUUGGAGUCCCACUAAAAAAUCGGUGAGAGUUUCUAAGCAGUACCUGAGACGAGUGAAACCUCAGCCAUCGAGGGAGAAGACGAACAAAUAAUCGUUUAUGAAGUCAUUUUCACUGUUUUAGGGAACAUUUACAUGACAACAAUGUAGUAAUGUAGUAGUUUUUGCUUUUGGUAUUUUAACAAGUUAUGGAUACCAAUGACAAUGUUGGCAAAAUGAUCCCUUUACACAGAUCAGCGAACGCAGCUAAAAAGUUGGCCAGUAGGUGGCGACAUAAUCGAGUUCACAAAGAACUUUAUGGUAUCGUUUACAAAAACUUGCACUUUGAAACACAUUUGCAUGAAAAACGUCAGUGUUCAUCAACAGCCAAGAUGCAUAAAGUGUUUUCCAUUUUUAGUUGAAAACAAUGUUAUGUAAACGCCUCGUUAACAGAAGAUUGAACUGAUCUUAUACUAUUAAAGAUGGCAGUUCACUGUGUACAUUCACUAUAUAUGAUUUUAUAUAAACAGAUGAAGUCAGAAUAAUUUAGCCCCCCUGUUUAUUUUUCUCCCCAAUUUCUGUUUAACAGAAAUAAGAUUUUUUCAACACAUUUCUAAACAUAAUAGUUUUAAUAACUCAUCUCUAAUAACCUAUUCAUUUCAUGUUUGCCAUGAUGACAGUACAUAAUAUUUGACUAGAUAUUUUUCAAGGCACUUCUAUACAGCUUAAAGUGACAUUUAAAGGCUUACCUAGGUUAAUUAGGCAUGUUAGGGUAAUUUGGCAAGUUAUUGUAUAAUGAUGGUUUGUUCUGUAUAUAGCUAUAUAUUGCUAUAUAGAGGCUAAUAAUUAUGACCUUAAAAUGUUUUUUAAAAAUUAAAAACCGCUUUUAUUCUAGCCAAAAUAAAACAAAUAAGACUUUCUCCAGAAGAAAAAAUAUUAUCAGACAUACUGUGAAAAAAUUUCCUUGCUCUGUUAAACAUUAUUUGGGAAAUAUUUAAAAAAA